Messenger RNA from Erpetoichthys calabaricus (reedfish), 2308 nucleotides. RefSeq names its product cysteinyl-tRNA synthetase 2, mitochondrial (gene cars2). NCBI's taxonomy places the organism in Eukaryota, Metazoa, Chordata, Cladistia, Polypteriformes, Polypteridae. Gene Ontology annotation, molecular function: ATP binding; cysteine-tRNA ligase activity. Gene Ontology annotation, cellular component: cytoplasm. The record is from RefSeq and is a predicted model, not a curated record. Gene Ontology annotation, biological process: cysteinyl-tRNA aminoacylation. Bases 321 to 2072 code for a protein of 583 amino acids. The transcript is spliced from 15 exons.
CUUCCGUCUUUCUGCCUGUAGUCAUGGAUGUGGAGGGCGGUAGCGGACGCAGCAACAACCAGAGGAACAGGCGGACGUCAAGUGUGAGACUGUUGGCUUCACACCCCAGUUUAAACUCCCGCCCCUGCGCCGGUUUUGUUAACUUCUUGACACGCAUGUCGCAGGCACAGACUACCGGGUUUACUCGUUUCAGUUUUUAAGUUACUUGUACUCUACUGCCAGCUAAUUUGCAUGUCCGAGAAGCGACUCGGAUAUAAAGGAACACCGGUUUUUCGGGAAAAAUAAAAGAAUAGUAAUAAAUUCAGGAGACGACUGCGGCGAUGAGCGGAGCUGGCCGCUUGUUGCUGUGCCUGGAGCAGUGGAGCCGCAAUCCAGUGUUGCACACCACGGGUAGAAUCCGCGGCAGAGGACUUGGUCGUCCCGUGGCGUGUUCUGUCCGAGCCAACACGACGGAGAGGAGGUCCGAAUAUCAGUGGCGGAAACCGGCAGGAUUUGACACGGGCCUGCUGGUCUACAACAGCCUUUCGAAACGAAAGGAGCCGCUCAUACUGGCGAGGGAAGGAACUGCCACCUGGUAUAGCUGUGGCCCAACUGUCUAUGACCAUGCACAUCUUGGCCAUGCGUGCUCCUAUGUUAGAUUUGAUAUUCUGCAGAGGAUUUUAAAGAAAAUCUUUGGAAUCAACAUCAUCCAUGCUAUGGUGAUCACAGAUAUCGAUGACAAAAUUAUUAAAAGAGCAUCUGAGCUAAAUAUAUCUCCCCAAGUUCUGACUCAACUAUAUGAAAAGGAAUUUAUGAGUGACAUGACAAAACUAAAGGUGCUUCCCCCUACUGUUUACAUGAGAGUUACGGAGAACAUCCCUCAAAUUAUUGCAUUUGUUCAAUGUAUUAUCAAUAAUCAGCAUGCAUACGCAACUCCUGAAGGUAAUGUUUACUUUGAUGUCAAAUCCUUUGGAAAUCGCUAUGGAAAAUUGAUGAAUGUGCAAAACCUAAGUGGAGAGCCAGGUGAAACAGAUAAGAGGGACCCAAGAGAUUUUGCCCUGUGGAAAGCAGCCAAACCACAUGAGCCAUAUUGGGAGGCACCAUGGGGGAAAGGAAGACCUGGUUGGCACAUUGAAUGUUCAACAAUAGCAAGUUCUGUGUUUGGAAAUCAUCUCGACAUUCACAGUGGUGGAGUAGAUUUGGCCUUUCCACAUCAUGAAAAUGAGAUUGCACAAUGUGAAGCUCAUCAUCAGUGUGAACAAUGGGGAAAUUACUUUCUUCAUUCAGGUCAUUUGCAUCUUAAAGGAAGUGAGGAGAAGAUGUCAAAAUCUUUAAAAAACUUCAUCACAGUUAAGGAUUUCUUGCAGACCUUUUCAGCAAAUGAAUUUAGAAUGUUCUGCCUCCUGACAAAAUACAGAUCAGCUGUUGACUACAGUGAGGCCAGUAUGAAUGGAGCCAAAAGCCUGCUGAAUUCCAUUUCUUCGUUUUUUAAUGAUACUAAUGCUUACAUAAAAGGACAGCUGUUAUGCCAGGACAUUGAUGAAAGUUUCUUGUGGGAAAGGUUAUCCCAGGCUAAAGUAAAUGUUCAGCUUGCACUAGCAGAUGACUUUGACACCCCAAGGGCCAUUGAUGCAAUUAUGGGCCUCAUUCACCAUGGCAACCGGCAGCUUCAGGCUGUUACCAAGGAAGACGCAUGCUGUAGAAGCCCAGUAGUUUUUGGAGCAAUUACUUCUUACAUAGAGUGCUUCCUGGAAUCGGUUGGUGUGUCAGUUACGGAGAAUAAGCUCAGAUCUGGUGAAAGUAUUGGUGGAAAUCUACACGGUGUGGUGGAGCAAUUAGUGACUUUCCGAAGAAAUGUUAGGAAUUAUGCCUUGGCUACAGAUGUUUGCGAAACAACAUCAAGGGAUGACCGAUCCCAACUGAAGGAGCAAAGACGACGACUGCUGCAAGAGCGGGAGCCCCUCCUGAAAGCCUGUGAUGUACUACGGCAGGAUAUGGCAUCUCUUGGAAUUGUUAUAAAGGACAGAGGAAACACCUCCACGUGGGAGAUGGCAGAUAGUAACAAAGAAAGUUUGGAGAAAAAAGAGACGUGAGAAGACUUGGCAUUGCACCGCCAGAGCUCUGGAUAUGAAGCUGCUCCUGACAUCCAUAUGCUGGUACCUCCUGUGUCAAACAGAGAAGCUCUCAAUUGAGUUCCAGGUUUAUCUCUGAGGAGUUUGUCGAUUGGGACAUGCCAGUGAUGGCUGGUGGAUCCAGUCGGCCCUCUCAAAGCCAUAGGAUCUGUGCUGUCUGGACUUGCUAUUGCUUUUCUAAUAAAAUAACCCAAUUA